Messenger RNA from Mesoplodon densirostris (Blainville's beaked whale), 2205 nucleotides. It is a transcript of the gene CDC16, whose product is annotated as cell division cycle 16. Gene Ontology annotation, molecular function: protein binding. Gene Ontology annotation, biological process: cell division. The record is from RefSeq and is a predicted model, not a curated record. Bases 123 to 1985 code for a protein of 620 amino acids. The transcript is spliced from 18 exons. Lineage: Eukaryota; Metazoa; Chordata; Mammalia; Artiodactyla; Ziphiidae.
GGGCAGCGCGCGCGGCCGGGUGGGGUCGGUCCCGGGCUUGGGGCGCGGCGCCGGCGCGGGGGCUGGGACUGCCCGGCUGGCAGCAGGAGGGAGGCUACGCGCCGGACCCCGGCCACGCAGCCAUGAACCUGGAGCGGCUGCGGAAGCGCGUCCGGCAGUACCUGGACCAGCAACAGUAUCAGAGCGCUCUAUUUUGGGCAGAUAAAGUAGCCUCACUCUCUCAUGAGGAACCCCAGGACGUUUACUGGUUGGCUCAGUGUCUUUACCUGACAGCCCAGUAUCAUAGAGCAGCUCAUGCACUUCGGUCACGAAAACUGGACAAAUUGUAUGAAGCGUGUCGCUACCUUGCAGCUAGAUGCCAUUUUGCUGCAAAAGAACAUCAGCAGGCUCUCGAUAUUCUUGAUAUGGAGGAGCCGAUCAACAAAAGACUGUUUGGGAAAUGCUCGAAGGAUGAAAGUAGCUUGAAAGACCCCUCCAGUGACUGGGAAAUGUCACAGUCCUCAAUCAAGAGUUCUAUUUGUCUUUUACGAGGAAAAAUCUAUGACGCUCUAGAUAACCGAACCCUCGCUACUUACAGCUAUAAAGAAGCUUUGAAGCUUGACGUCUACUGCUUUGAAGCAUUCGAUCUUUUAACGUCACACCACAUGUUGACAGCCCAAGAAGAAAAAGAACUUCUUGAAUCACUACCUCUUAGCAAGCUCUGUACUGAAGAACAGGAAUUGCUACGUUUUCUAUUUGAGAACAAAUUGAAAAAGUAUAAUAAACCCAGUGAGACUGUCAUCCCCGAGUCUGUAGAUGGUUUGCAGGAGAAUCUGGAUGUGGUCGUGUCUUUAGCUGAAAGACAUUAUUAUAACUGUGAUUUUAAAAUGUGCUACAAGCUGACUUCUGUAGUAAUGGAAAAAGAUCCUUUCCAUGCAAAUUGUUUACCUGUACAUAUAGGGACACUUGUGGAGCUGAAUAAAGCAAAUGAACUUUUCUAUCUUUCUCAUAAAUUGGUGGAUUUAUAUCCUAGUAAUCCUGUGUCCUGGUUCGCAGUGGGAUGUUAUUACCUCAUGGUCGGGCACAAAAACGAACAUGCCAGGAGAUACCUCAGCAAAGCUACGACACUGGAGAAGACCUACGGGCCGGCAUGGAUCGCAUAUGGGCAUUCGUUCGCAGUUGAGAGUGAACAUGACCAGGCGAUGGCUGCUUACUUCACGGCAGCACAGCUGAUGAAAGGGUGUCAUUUGCCAAUGCUUUAUAUUGGAUUAGAAUAUGGAUUGACGAAUAACUCAAAAUUGGCUGAAAGAUUCUUUGGCCAAGCUCUAAGCAUCGCACCAGAAGACCCUUUUGUUAUGCAUGAGGUUGGCGUGGUCGCAUUUCAGAAUGGAGAAUGGAAAACAGCAGAAAAAUGGUUUCUCGAUGCUUUGGAAAAAAUUAAAGCAAUUGGGAAUGAGGUAACAGUUGACAAAUGGGAACCUUUGUUGAACAACUUGGGCCAUGUCUGCAGGAAACUUAAGAAGUAUGCUGAAGCCUUGGACUAUCAUCGGCAGGCACUGGUGUUGAUUCCUCAGAAUGCGUCCACCUAUUCUGCCAUAGGGUAUAUCCAUAGUCUGAUGGGCAACUUUGAAAAUGCUGUGGACUAUUUCCACACAGCCCUUGGUCUUAGGCGAGAUGAUACAUUUUCUGUUACAAUGCUUGGUCAUUGCAUUGAAAUGUACAUUGGUGAUUCUGAAGCUUAUAUUGGAGCAGACAUCAAAGACAAAUUAAAAUGUUAUGACUUUGAUGUGCAUACAAUGAAGACAUUAAAAAACAUUAUUUCGCCUCCGUGGGAUUUCAGGGAAUUUGAAGUAGAAAAACAGACAGUGGAAGAAGCAGGGCUUGCACCAUUAGAAACCUCAAGGAAAACUCCAGAUUCCAGACCUUCCUUGGAAGAAACCUUUGAAAUUGAAAUGAAUGAAAGUGACAUGAUGUUAGAGACGCCUAUGUCAGACCACAGUACGUGAUUCCAGAUGGGUCCCAGUUCCCCUUUGUCCUAGAGUAGGUCAGUGUUUCCUCUCAUCCUUGUCUUAAAAAUGUCCCAUUUCUCAACAUGCAUCCACACCCCACCUCUGCAUUUAGGAAUGGAGAUCUCCCUUGAGAGCCUGGAUCGCACACCUUUGCAACAGAUGUUUUCUGAUCCUACAGAACAGUUAUACAAAGUGAAAUAAAGAAGGUAAACCAUGU